Molecule: messenger RNA, 3603 nt
Organism: Pseudopipra pipra
Lineage: Eukaryota; Metazoa; Chordata; Aves; Passeriformes; Pipridae
Gene: KCTD1
Product: potassium channel tetramerization domain containing 1
Exons: 5
Coding region: 153-2786 (877 amino acids)
Biological process (GO): negative regulation of DNA-templated transcription; protein homooligomerization
Cellular component (GO): nucleus
Molecular function (GO): transcription corepressor activity; transcription factor binding
Source: RefSeq, a predicted model, not a curated record
CUUCCCCGCCGCCGCCACUGGGAGCGCGGCCCCUUUAAGAGCCCGGCUUUGCCUCCCGGUAGCUGAAGGUCAUUAAAACACAAAAGCGCUCCAGCGCUGCGGUCCAAUAUAGCGCAUGCGCCCUGCCCGAGGACUGGCAGGGAGACGGCAAUAUGGCGAGAAUGCCUGGCAGCGGCGGCGGCGGCGGAGAGUGGAGCGGCGGCGGCGGAGGGGGCGGCGGGCGCGGCGGAGGCGGCGGGAACAAUGCGGGGGACCGGCCGUCCGGCCGCGGCGUCGCCCCCCGCCCGCACCGCUACUGCAGCGCCGGCGAGGAGGAGGAGGGCGAGGAGGAGGAUGAGAUCCAGGAGGUGCAGAUAACGGGGGACGAGGAGGAGGAGGACGGAGCCGAUGGGGGGCUGCUGCUGGACGAGGAGGAGGAGGAAGAGGAGAUGGGUCUGGAGUGGGACGGCGAGGAGGAGACGGAGCCGCUGCCGCCCGCCCCGGGCCGUACGCCGGGCGGCGGCAGCAGCGGCGUCGGGGCUGCCCCGGGGGGCGCCGCGGCGGCUGCCCCGGGGGGCGGCGGCGGCGGUGGCCCCGGGGGGGCGGCGGAGGACGCGGAGCUGGAGGCGGCUCUACUGCUGCAGCGGCCGGAGCGGGCGCGGCUGAGCGAGAACACGCGGCUGGCCACCCGCUACGCCGUGCGCAUCUUCCGCGAGUACCUGAGCGAGAAGGCGCAGAGCCCCGACUUCGAGACGAUGGACAAGGGGGCGCUCUGCCGGGUCCUGCGCUCCUUCUACGCCGAGGCGCGCUCCAAGAGCGGGCAGCUCUACUCCAAGUCCUCCCUCAUCAGCAUCCGCAGCUCCCUCAACCGCUACCUCAAUGAGCCGCCCUACUGCCGCACCCUCGACCUCACCAAGGACCCCGAGCUCCGCGCCGCCAACCUCACCCUGGCUGCUGUCAUCCGCAAGCUGGAGGAGCAGGGCGCCGGGCCGGUGGUGCAGAAGCAGGCCAUCACCCGCGCCGACCUCCGCAAGCUCUACACGUGCAGCGUCUUCAGCACCCAGAGCCCCUUCGGGCUCCUCAACAAGGUCUGGUUUGAGACCUGCAUGUACUUCUGCACCCGGGGCCGGGAGAACCAGCGGGAGCUGGAGGAGGACUCCUUUGGGCUGGCUGUGGAUGAGGACGGACGCAAGUUCGUCUACUUCAAGGCGCUGGGGCCCUACCACAAGUCACGCUCAUCCUCAUGGAGCAAGAAGCGGGCAGAGAGCAGCGAUGAGGAGAACCUGCCCCGCAUGUAUGAGACUGGCACAGAGUUCUGCCCCUAUGCCAGCUUUGUCAAGUACCUCUCCAAACGCAACCCCCUCUGCAAGGCCUUCUUCCAGCGCCCACGGGACCACUGCAGUGAGGGUGACAUAACCUGGUACGAGAACAAGGCCAUUGGGAAGAACCUCCUGGGUACCCGCAUGCAGAUGCUCUCCAAGGCGGCCAAGCUUUCCAAGACCUACACCAACCACUGCAUUGGUGCCGUCUCCAUUGCCACUCUCAACAGUAUUGCUGGCAUUGGCACCAAGCUGGGAGGACUGCAGCCACCCCACCACCACCCCUCUCCCCAUCACCACCACCUCCUCCACCCCGCUGGCGGGGGCUGCUACACCCCUUCUGCCCUCAAUGGUGGACCACGGCCCCGGCCGCCCACUGCCAACCCUUAUGUGCUGCCCAAAGAUGGUGAUGCUGCGCCAGUGAAAGCAGAAGCGGCCGCGGUGGCCCCGGCCAAGCGGGCGCUCUACGAGGCGGUGUUCCCAGCGGGGGCUGCGGCCGGCGGUGACGCAUGCGGGCCCUCUGCCUCCCCCAAAAGACUCUGCCGCCGCCCCGCUGAGCCCCUGGACGCCACUGCGCCCGCCGUGGUGGUGGUCUCAGUGAAACAUGACCCCUUGCCUCACCUCCUCCCCGAAGCAAAUGGGCACAGAAGCACCACCUCACCCACAGUAGUUUCACCUGCUAUUGUUUCCCCCACACAGGACAGUCGGCCCAAUAUGUCAAGACCUCUGAUCACUAGAUCCCCUGCAUCUCCAUUGAACAAUCAAGGCAUCCCCACUCCAGCACAGCUCACAAAAUCCAACGCACCAGUUCACAUUGAUGUGGGUGGGCACAUGUAUACCAGCAGCUUGGCCACGCUUACAAAAUAUCCCGAUUCCAGAAUUGGCCGGCUUUUUGAUGGCACAGAGCCCAUUGUCCUCGACAGUCUCAAGCAGCAUUAUUUCAUUGACAGAGAUGGGCAGAUGUUCAGAUAUAUCUUGAAUUUCUUAAGGACAUCGAAACUCCUCAUUCCUGAUGAUUUCAAGGACUACAGUUUGUUAUAUGAAGAAGCGAAGUAUUUCCAGCUUCAGCCCAUGCUGGGAGAGAUGGAAAGGUGGAAACAGGACCGGGAGAGUGGCCGCUUCACAAAGUCUUGUGAGUGCCUGGUGGUGCGGGUUGCCCCAGAUCUUGGAGAGAGGAUUACACUGAGUGGCGAUAAGUCAUUGAUAGAAGAAGUGUUUCCAGAAAUCGGCGAUGUGAUGUGUAAUUCUGUCAACGCCGGCUGGAAUCACGACUCAACGCAUGUCAUCCGAUUUCCACUGAACGGAUACUGUCACCUCAACUCAGUUCAGGUACUUGAGAGGUUACAGCAAAGAGGGUUUGAGAUUGUUGGCUCAUGUGGAGGUGGGGUGGACUCUUCCCAAUUCAGUGAAUACGUACUGAGACGAGAACUCAGAAGGACAUCUCGUGCACCCUCUGUCAUUCGAAUAAAGCAAGAGCCUCUGGACUAAAAUGGACAUGUUUCUUUAUGCAGAAAAAAAAAAAAAAAGAAGAAAGCAAAGAGGAAAACAAAAGGGGACAUUUCAUGUGCAGUUUGGACUCCAAACAAGUCCUGGAACUAAAAUUGAAUAAAAGACACAUUUAUAUCGAAUAUAGAGACCACACCUGAAUUCAUAUGGGAACACUUGGAAUAGUAGUGAUAAUAAUAAUAACCUCAAGAUAUAAAAGAAAACACACACACAUAAAAAAUAUGUAUGUAUAUGUAUGUCUGUACAUAUAUAUAUGUAUGUAUAUGUCAAGGGGUAGGAAAUGCAAUGAAAAAAAAGUGGUAGAUGAGGUUGGUGCUGUGAUGGCCAUUAAGUGUCCUAGGCCCUACCCGGGCCCACUUAACGGUGUACAAGCCAUUGCCAUGGGGGGUUCAUAGACUACUCUUCACCCAUUUUCCAUUGCCAAACAGCCAUCCACUUUUUAAUGUGUACACACCUUGAUUCAACUUUAUUUGCAUAUGGAGGUUUAUGUCUGUCUUUUUUAGAGGUGGUUGGGCAGGUGUUCAGGAGAUGACCAUCCAUGGCACUGGAAAGCUUGUCAACUGAAUUUUAAAUGUAGUUUGUACAGAAGUCGCACACUUUUUGUCUGCCCUCACAGAUGUGAAAGGUUAACUUUUCUUUUGAAUUAGUUUUUUUGUUGUUUUUUGUUUUGUGUUUUUCAAAGGGGGCCAGAAUAAUUAAUAUUUGGUAGAGAUGCUCUGGUUUGAAUCUGCUGCUUUCCUACAAUUUUUUCAAAUUUUAUAAUGUAUUAAAUACAAUAAACUCCUGUUUAAAAGAACAA